AGAGAGAGGAGGAAUGAAAGGAGGAGAGAGAGCUGAAGACAAAGCGAGAGAAAGUGAAGGAAAGCGGUAAGCUCGCAUUGGAAGCGGACAAUCUUGAAAGGGCCGCUCUUUCUCCUUCUCCCACCAAUCUUCUCUCGACCUCCGUUAAAACACAGAGAAAACUCUCUCUGGUGUACAUGUUGAAUUAACUAACAGGGAAAAUAAAAGAAAAUGGCGGGGAACGAGUGGAUAAAUGGGUACUUGGAAGCCAUUCUGGACAGCGGAGCAUCGGCCAUAGAAGAACAGAAGCCGGCGCCGGUGAAUCUGAGGGAAGGCGGCCAUUUCAAUCCCACUAAGUAUUUCGUUGAGGAGGUGGUGACAGGGGUUGACGAGACUGAUCUCCAUAGAACAUGGAUUAAGGUGGUUGCUACUCGGAACUCCCGCGAGCGCAGCUCUCGCCUCGAGAACAUGUGCUGGCGCAUAUGGCAUCUCACCCGCAAGAAGAAGCAGUUGGAGUGGGAAGAGUCACAAAGGUUGUCGGAUCGGAGACGGGAAUGGGAGCAAGGGCGUCGAGAUGCAACGGAAGAUAUGUCCGAAGACCUCUCCGAAGGCGAGAAGGGGGAUGGCGUUGGGGAAAUAGUACAAUCUGAGACCCCAAGAAAGAGGUUGCAGCGCAAUUUUUCCAAUGUGGAAGUAUGGUCUGAUGACAAGAAAGAAAAGAAGCUUUACAUCGUUCUCAUCAGUUUGCAUGGUCUGGUCCGGGGCGAAAAUAUGGAACUAGGUCGGGACUCGGACACUGGUGGACAGGUAAAAUAUGUAGUAGAGCUUGCUCGAGCACUUGCGAGAAUGCCUGGAGUGUAUAGAGUAGUUUUCACUCGUCAAAUCUGCUCACCUGAAGUUGAUUGGAGCUAUGGUGAGCCUACCGAGAUGUUAAGUGCAGGACCUGAAGAUGCAGAUGGCAAUGAAGUUGGGGAAAGCAGUGGGGCAUAUAUUAUUAGGAUUCCUUUCGGACCACGCGAUAAAUAUCUACGAAAAGAGCUACUUUGGCCUUACAUUCAAGAAUUUGUUGAUGGAGCUCUAGCUCACAUCCUUAACAUGUCAAAAGUUUUGGGUGAACAAAUUGGUAAAGGGCAGCCGGUAUGGCCUUAUGUUAUUCAUGGUCAUUAUGCUGAUGCAGGGGACAGUGCAGCUCUUCUAUCUGGUGCUUUAAAUGUACCAAUGGUUUUAACUGGACAUUCACUAGGGAGAAACAAGCUUGAGCAGCUUCUUAAGCAGGGACGACAGUCGAAGGAGGACAUCAAUUCGACAUAUAAGAUUAUGCGGAGGAUUGAAGCAGAAGAGCUUUCUCUGGAUGCUGCAGAACUUGUUAUCACUAGUACCAGACAGGAGAUAGAAGAACAGUGGGGACUUUAUGAUGGAUUUGAUGUCAAGCUUGAGAAAGUUUUACGAGCUCGUUCAAGACGUGGGGUUAAUUGCCAUGGCCGUUACAUGCCAAGGAUGUGGGUUAUUCCUCCUGGCAUGGACUUCAGCAAUGUUGUUGUUCAAGAAGAUACCCCAGAGUUCGAUGGGGAACUUACAACACCAACUAGUGGUGCAGAUGGAUCUUCCCCGAAAGCAGUUCCAGCAAUAUGGUCUGAAGUUAUGAGGUUUCUUACCAAUCCUCACAAGCCAAUGAUCUUGGCCUUAUCGAGAGCUGAUCCGAAGAAGAACAUAACCACUCUGUUGAAAGCUUUUGGAGAUUGUCGUCCCUUGCGAGAACUUGCAAAUCUUACCCUUAUAAUGGGAAAUAGGGAUGAUAUAGAUGAGAUGUCUGGGGGAAAUGCUAGUGUGCUCACAACAGUACUGAAAAUGAUCGAUAAGUAUGACCUCUAUGGGCUAGUGGCUUACCCUAAGCAUCACAAGCAAGCUGAUGUUCCAGAUAUAUACCGCCUUGCAGCAAAAACAAAGGGAGUUUUCAUAAAUCCGGCAUUGGUUGAACCCUUUGGGCUUACAUUGAUUGAGGCAGCAGCUCAUGGGCUUCCAAUGGUAGCUACUAAGAAUGGCGGACCAGUUGACAUCCAUCGGGCACUAAACAAUGGCCUGCUUGUAGACCCUCAUGAUCAAGAAGCAAUUGCCAAUGCACUGCUUAAGUUGGUAUCGGAGAAAAACUUAUGGCAUGAUUGCAGGAAAAAUGGUUGGAAGAACAUACAUCUCUUCUCAUGGCCUGAGCAUUGUCGUAGUUACUUGACUAGGGUAGCAGCCUUUCGAAUGAGGCACCCACAAUGGCAAACUGAUACCCCAGAAGAUGAGGCUGCUGAAGAGUCAUCCCUUAAUGACUCGCUUAAAGAUGUACAAGAUAUCUCACUUAGGCUCUCAGUUGAUGGAGACAAGCCUUCACUUAAUGGAUCUCUCGACUAUACAGCUACAUCAACUGGUGAUCCUGAGCUGCAAGACCGAGUUAAACAUGUUCUAAGCAAGAUUAAGAAUUCAGAAUCUGAACCAAAAACAGAAUCAGGAAAGAAACAUCUUGAAAACAUGGCUAGCAAGUAUCCCACGUUGAGAAGGAGACGUAGGUUGAUAGUUAUAACACUUGAUUGCUAUGAUAGCCAUGGGUCUCCGGAUAAGAAGAUGAUUCCCACAGUGCAGAAUAUAAUUAAGGCUGUUAGAUUGGACCCCCAAAUUGCUCGAGUCUCCGGUUUUGCUAUAUCUACUGCUAUGCCUGUUUCGGAAAUAGUGGAGUUUUUGACAUCAGCAAAGAUUCAAGUGAGUGAAUUUGAUGCUUUGAUCUGUAGCAGUGGGAGUGAAGUGUAUUAUCCAGGUGUUUAUACUGAUGAAGAUGGAAAGCUAUUUCCCGAUCCAGAUUAUGCAUCACAUAUUGAGUACCGUUGGGGCUGUGAAGGUCUAAAGAAAACCAUUUGGAAGCUAAUGAAUACACCUGAAGGGGAACACAAAGCUAAAGAUUCUGUCAGUCCUAUUCAGGAAGAUGAAAAGUCUAGUAACGCCCAUUGUAUAGCGUAUUUGAUAAAGGAUCAUAGUAAGGUUAAGAGAGUAGAUGACUUGAGGCAGAAGCUUCGGAUGAGGGGCCUCCGUUGUCAUCCAAUGUAUUGCAGGAACUCAACGAGAAUGCAAAUCGUCCCUCUCCUUGCAUCUCGAGCACAAGCACUCAGGUACUUUUUUGUACGUUGGAGAUUGAGCGUUGCAAACAUGUACGUAAUUCUUGGCGAAAGUGGCGAUACUGAUCAUGAGGAGCUGAUAUCCGGGACUCAUAAGACGCUGAUCAUUAAAGGGUUAGUGGAGAAAGGUUCUGAAGAAUUGCUAAGAGCCACAGACCUAAAAGAUGACAUUGUCCCUGCUGAGAGUCCUCUGGUUACUUCCAUUAAGAGUGAAUCUUUGGCAGAGGAGAUCGUGAAUGCAUUAAGGCAAAUCUCAAAAACAACUAAUUAAAAGUUUCUUAGCUUUACUUUCGGAACAUAAGAUGGUAAAUAAAGUUGUUUCCCUUAUCUUAUAAUGUUGUAUAGAAUAGGAUGAUCCUAUUCUUCAAAGCAUUCUUAUUGUAUAAAAUUGGUUCACUGCUGUUUACUAUUUUAUAUUUCUCUGGCUUAGAUACCAAAGAACUUUCUAAAGUAAUUUUGCGGAGAUUUUUGCAGAAUGCUUCUUUACCUAACUGGUAUUGAAACCUGUCAAGAGAUGAUUAUAAUUUUGAC
Messenger RNA from Carica papaya (papaya), 3662 nucleotides. It is a transcript of the gene SPS3F, whose product is annotated as sucrose phosphate synthase 3F. Gene Ontology annotation, molecular function: sucrose-phosphate synthase activity; sucrose synthase activity. The record is from RefSeq and is a predicted model, not a curated record. Gene Ontology annotation, biological process: sucrose metabolic process. Lineage: Eukaryota; Viridiplantae; Streptophyta; Magnoliopsida; Brassicales; Caricaceae.